Malassezia restricta is the source of this 936-nucleotide messenger RNA. Its product is annotated as serine/threonine-protein phosphatase PPG1. Gene Ontology annotation, cellular component: FAR/SIP/STRIPAK complex. Gene Ontology annotation, molecular function: protein serine/threonine phosphatase activity. Bases 1 to 936 code for a protein of 311 amino acids. The record is from RefSeq and is a predicted model, not a curated record. Lineage: Eukaryota; Fungi; Basidiomycota; Malasseziomycetes; Malasseziales; Malasseziaceae. Gene Ontology annotation, biological process: peptidyl-serine dephosphorylation. The transcript has a single exon.
AUGCCACUUGACCUAGAUGCGUGCAUCGAGAAGCUGAUGAACAAGCAGCUGCUUGUCGGAACGCUCAUCAAAGAAAUUUGCGAGAAGACCAAGGAGCUAUUGAUGAUGGAAAGUAACGUCGUGCACAUUAGUGCGCCCGUGACCGUAGUGGGCGAUAUUCAUGGGCAAUUUUACGAUCUGCUCGAGAUAUUUCGUAUUGGUGGCGAUGUACCAAACACGAACUACUUGUUCUUGGGAGACUAUGUGGACCGCGGCCUCUUUUCCGUCGAAACGAUCUCGUUACUAACGUGCCUCAAGCUGCGCUACCCUCACCGUGUCCAUCUUGUGCGUGGCAACCACGAAAGCCGUGCCGUCACGCAGACAUACGGGUUUUAUGCAGAGUGCACACGCAAGUACCCUGACUCCAACGUGUGGCAGUACUUUACCGACAUGUUUGACUUCCUUACCCUAUCUGUGGUUGUGGACAACGACAUUUUCUGCGUCCACGGCGGCUUGUCGCCGUCGAUCCACUACAUCGACCAGAUCAAAAUUCUCGAUCGGUUCCGCGAGAUCCCGCAUGAGGGUGCUAUGGCCGACCUUGUAUGGUCGGAUCCGGAUCCCGAUAAAGAGGAAUUUGCUAUCUCGCCCCGUGGUGCCGGCUACACGUUUGGCGCGUCGGUCGUGCGGCAUUUCCUGCAAUGUAAUCGCAUGUCUCAUAUUCUCCGCGCACACCAGCUGUGUAUGGAGGGCUACAAUGUGCUCUACGAUGAUCUGCUGAGCACAGUGUGGUCUGCCCCCAACUACUGCUAUCGGUGCGGCAAUCUCGCGUCUAUACUGGAGGUCGGGCCCAAUGGCUCGCGGCACUUUAAUACGUUCGAAGCCGCACCUGAAAAUGAACACGAUGGACCGCUGCAGGCGGCACAUACCCAUAGCGAGACGGUUGAGUACUUUUUGUAA